Arabidopsis thaliana (thale cress) is the source of this 3123-nucleotide messenger RNA. RefSeq names its product phospholipid:diacylglycerol acyltransferase (gene PDAT). Gene Ontology annotation, molecular function: acyltransferase activity, transferring groups other than amino-acyl groups; phospholipid:diacylglycerol acyltransferase activity. Bases 1248 to 2795 code for a protein of 515 amino acids. The record is from RefSeq and is marked reviewed. NCBI's taxonomy places the organism in Eukaryota, Viridiplantae, Streptophyta, Magnoliopsida, Brassicales, Brassicaceae. Gene Ontology annotation, biological process: triglyceride biosynthetic process; lipid metabolic process. The transcript is spliced from 6 exons. Gene Ontology annotation, cellular component: membrane.
AAAUGGAGCAAUACAUGUAGCCUACUAGUAUUGUUGUUGCAUGAGUUGCAUCAUAUUCGAAGAUAUACAAUAUGUUUUUUUGAUAUAAGAGUACCGCUUCAUUCUCUUUUUUUUUUUUGUCAUUUCCCAAGUGUAAUAUUGUUAUUAAUACAUGGGCUAUACUAAAAGCCCCACGAAAAGUUUACUGAACUAUUUGAGGCCCAACAAGAGCCUAUCGGAUUAACGCCUACUGCAGAAGAAAAUCUGUCUGCACUCCACCCAAGAAAACGCAGACUAAUUAAUGAAAUCAACGAAACGGAUAGGUCGGGUCUAAGGUUGACCAUGAACCGCAACCUGAACCAGGAGCAAAGUGGUCAAGUUUUGCCAUCCGGUCCGAGUCCCUUGGAGGAAUAAUACCAGAACAGAAAAAAACAGAAAAGUCGACAAUAAACAAAAGAGACAAAUUUGAUUUGAUUGGUUCCAGAAAUUCGCAGAGAAACAGCUCUUUGUCUCUCUCGACUGAUCUAACAAUCCCUAAUCUGUGUUCUAAAUUCCUGGACGAGAUUUGACAAAGUCCGUAUAGCUUAACCUGGUUUAAUUUCAAGUGACAGAUAUGCCCCUUAUUCAUCGGAAAAAGCCGACGGAGAAACCAUCGACGCCGCCAUCUGAAGAGGUGGUGCACGAUGAGGAUUCGCAAAAGAAACCACACGAAUCUUCCAAAUCCCACCAUAAGAAAUCGAACGGAGGAGGGAAGUGGUCGUGCAUCGAUUCUUGUUGUUGGUUCAUUGGGUGUGUGUGUGUAACCUGGUGGUUUCUUCUCUUCCUUUACAACGCAAUGCCUGCGAGCUUCCCUCAGUAUGUAACGGAGCGAAUCACGGGUCCUUUGCCUGACCCGCCCGGUGUUAAGCUCAAAAAAGAAGGUCUUAAGGCGAAACAUCCUGUUGUCUUCAUUCCUGGGAUUGUCACCGGUGGGCUCGAGCUUUGGGAAGGCAAACAAUGCGCUGAUGGUUUAUUUAGAAAACGUUUGUGGGGUGGAACUUUUGGUGAAGUCUACAAAAGGUGAGCUCAACAAUUCUCACUCUUCCUUUAUAUUGGGAUUUGGAUUGGAUCUGAUGAGAUCACGCACUUGUUGCUUCUUCAACAUCACUCAAACUUUAAUUCCAUGUUUGUCUGUCUUACUCUUUACUUUUUUUUUUUUUUGAUGUGAAACGCUAUUUUCUUAAGAGACUAUUUCUGUAUGUGUAAGGCCUCUAUGUUGGGUGGAACACAUGUCACUUGACAAUGAAACUGGGUUGGAUCCAGCUGGUAUUAGAGUUCGAGCUGUAUCAGGACUCGUGGCUGCUGACUACUUUGCUCCUGGCUACUUUGUCUGGGCAGUGCUGAUUGCUAACCUUGCACAUAUUGGAUAUGAAGAGAAAAAUAUGUACAUGGCUGCAUAUGACUGGCGGCUUUCGUUUCAGAACACAGAGGUACGUGAUCAGACUCUUAGCCGUAUGAAAAGUAAUAUAGAGUUGAUGGUUUCUACCAACGGUGGAAAAAAAGCAGUUAUAGUUCCGCAUUCCAUGGGGGUCUUGUAUUUUCUACAUUUUAUGAAGUGGGUUGAGGCACCAGCUCCUCUGGGUGGCGGGGGUGGGCCAGAUUGGUGUGCAAAGUAUAUUAAGGCGGUGAUGAACAUUGGUGGACCAUUUCUUGGUGUUCCAAAAGCUGUUGCAGGGCUUUUCUCUGCUGAAGCAAAGGAUGUUGCAGUUGCCAGAGCGAUUGCCCCAGGAUUCUUAGACACCGAUAUAUUUAGACUUCAGACCUUGCAGCAUGUAAUGAGAAUGACACGCACAUGGGACUCAACAAUGUCUAUGUUACCGAAGGGAGGUGACACGAUAUGGGGCGGGCUUGAUUGGUCACCGGAGAAAGGCCACACCUGUUGUGGGAAAAAGCAAAAGAACAACGAAACUUGUGGUGAAGCAGGUGAAAACGGAGUUUCCAAGAAAAGUCCUGUUAACUAUGGAAGGAUGAUAUCUUUUGGGAAAGAAGUAGCAGAGGCUGCGCCAUCUGAGAUUAAUAAUAUUGAUUUUCGAGGUGCUGUCAAAGGUCAGAGUAUCCCAAAUCACACCUGUCGUGACGUGUGGACAGAGUACCAUGACAUGGGAAUUGCUGGGAUCAAAGCUAUCGCUGAGUAUAAGGUCUACACUGCUGGUGAAGCUAUAGAUCUACUACAUUAUGUUGCUCCUAAGAUGAUGGCGCGUGGUGCCGCUCAUUUCUCUUAUGGAAUUGCUGAUGAUUUGGAUGACACCAAGUAUCAAGAUCCCAAAUACUGGUCAAAUCCGUUAGAGACAAAAUUACCGAAUGCUCCUGAGAUGGAAAUCUACUCAUUAUACGGAGUGGGGAUACCAACGGAACGAGCAUACGUAUACAAGCUUAACCAGUCUCCCGACAGUUGCAUCCCCUUUCAGAUAUUCACUUCUGCUCACGAGGAGGACGAAGAUAGCUGUCUGAAAGCAGGAGUUUACAAUGUGGAUGGGGAUGAAACAGUACCCGUCCUAAGUGCCGGGUACAUGUGUGCAAAAGCGUGGCGUGGCAAGACAAGAUUCAACCCUUCCGGAAUCAAGACUUAUAUAAGAGAAUACAAUCACUCUCCGCCGGCUAACCUGUUGGAAGGGCGCGGGACGCAGAGUGGUGCCCAUGUUGAUAUCAUGGGAAACUUUGCUUUGAUCGAAGAUAUCAUGAGGGUUGCCGCCGGAGGUAACGGGUCUGAUAUAGGACAUGACCAGGUCCACUCUGGCAUAUUUGAAUGGUCGGAGCGUAUUGACCUGAAGCUGUGAAUAUCAUGAUCUCUUUAAGCUGUCCUGUCAGCUUAUGUGAAUCCAAUACUUUGAAAGAGAGAUCAUCAUCAAUUCAUCAUCAUCGUCAUCAUCAUGAUGCUCAACUCACAAAGAAGCCUGAGAAUGAUACUUUGGUGCGAAAUUCUCAAUACCUCUUUAAUAUUCUUAUUGAAUGUAAAUUAUACAAUCCUAUCUAAUGUUUGAACGAUAACACAAAACUUGCUGCGCCAUGUUUGUUUGUCUUGUCAAAAGCAUCAAUUUGUGGGUUAUACGUAGUGUAGAGGAUGAUUCAAAUUUGUGAUAAAUUUGGUAAUCAAAGUUAAUUCUG